Pleuronectes platessa (European plaice) is the source of this 2677-nucleotide messenger RNA. It is a transcript of the gene st6galnac4, whose product is annotated as ST6 (alpha-N-acetyl-neuraminyl-2,3-beta-galactosyl-1,3)-N-acetylgalactosaminide alpha-2,6-sialyltransferase 4. Bases 412 to 1362 code for a protein of 316 amino acids. The transcript is spliced from 5 exons. NCBI's taxonomy places the organism in Eukaryota, Metazoa, Chordata, Actinopteri, Pleuronectiformes, Pleuronectidae. Gene Ontology annotation, molecular function: alpha-N-acetylgalactosaminide alpha-2,6-sialyltransferase activity. Gene Ontology annotation, biological process: oligosaccharide metabolic process; ganglioside biosynthetic process. The record is from RefSeq and is a predicted model, not a curated record.
CUUGUUAUUACCACGUACUAUCGUUGUAUUAACAGACGCAGAUGACACUUUUGUUGUGAAAAGCGCACCGGAAGUUGUGUUGGCUGAAGCAGUGUGGAUUCAGGGCCUAGAAAUCGCGAACCGGCCACAAAAUGACAACACAGAAGGCGAGGAAACAAUGAAGAAGUAAAGCGACCUCCGAUACUAGAGAGUUCACACAUGUUCCUGUUUUAGAUCGGACGAGACUUCACAGGCAUGAAGAUCGAAGGACACGAGAAGGAUCCUGGAUUUGUGAGCCCCCGCCAGAACUGAGGAGGAGAUCCGUUGGAAAUAUGUGAAUAGUGUUGCUGAUGAAUGGUUCGUGGCUGCGGGGCUGGUCUGUGUCACCGCCUCGGCUUCAGGUGAGCCGGCUGCUGGGAGCAUGAGUGCCGCAUGGCUCUCUGGAGCGGGGUUUCUCCCAAAGGCCUCGGAAUGAAGUCCCCGAUGCUGCGAUGGCUGUUGCUGCUCGGCCUGAGCCUCCCCCUGUUGUUUUGGUUUGCCCAUGUGAUCACACGGGACGGGUCGUCGCCUGUUCUGCAAAGCAGCGGGCUCAGGGGCUACGUGAGGAUCAGCCCCGGCGGGAUGGAGCAGCAGAGGAGCUGGGAUCCAGGAUCCAGGGGUGUAGCCCCCCCUCCAGAGAUUCUGCACAAGCACUGCAACCAGUGUGCCUUGGUCUCCAGCUCAGGUCAGAUGCUCAGAGCUGGCAUUGGUGACGAGAUUGACAAGUUCGCCUGCGUCAUCCGGAUGAACAAUGCACCCACGGAUGGGUUUGAAAGGGACGUGGGCAGCCGCACCAGUGUUCGGGUCGUGUCACACACCAGCGUUCCCCUGUUGGUGAAAAAUGAACGAUACUAUUUCCAGCAGUCGGCGGACACCACAUACGUGUUCUGGGGUCCUGAUAGGAAUAUGAGGCAGGACGGGAAAGGACGCAUCUUCAACACACUCCUGAAAAUGGCAAAGAAGUACCCGGACGUGAAGAUCUACACCGUGACCAGAGAGAAGAUUCAGUACUGUGACAGUGUGUUUCAGAACGAAACCGGAAAAAACAGAAUGAAGACGGGAGCUUUUCUCAGCACUGGAUUUUUCACUAUGAUCCUGGCCAUGGACAUGUGUGAAAGUAUCCAUGUGUACGGGAUGAUCGAUGAUAACUACUGCAGUCGGGCCAAUCACAGCGAUGUUCCUUACCACUACUAUGAGCAAAACCGAGUCAACGAGUGCAGGAUGUACAAAGUGCACGAGCACACGAAACGCGGGGGUCAUCGCUUCAUAACUGAGAAGGCCAUCUACGCCAGAUGGGCCACGCGCCAUGAUAUCAAGUUCAAGCACCCUUCCUGGAGUCUCUGAAGUUGGAAGCGAUAGUUCCCAGAUGUUUCCGAUGUGUCUCGACUGCUGUGGAAUUCACUUUUGCUGAUCUGUUCUUCUGAAUAUUUGCUGGAGAAGAACUUGAACAUGUAAAAAAUGGGUUGGAGAUGGACUCCGGCUUUCACUUGAGAUUAGACUGUGUUUUUGAGUCAUUUGAUACUGGAUUAUAGUGGGAAAAUCUGCAAUCAUAGAUAUAAAAUAGUGCAUUUAAUUUCUAUGCCAGUGAAGAUUUUGACGUACGACCCUCAGUAUUACUGAAUAUCCCCAUUAUUUAAAGCCAUAUGUCAGUAUUCUGAUAUCAGCCACUAAAAGCAGUUUAUACCAAAGCUUAUACUUACAUUUCUUCAUGCUUGUGCCUUGACAUUCAGUCUCAUCUCUAAACCUAACCCUAACCCAUCUUAGUCUGCAAUCUAGCCCCUGUCGUCUAAAACUACAAAAUGCACUUUAUGCAUAUUGCUGGAACUGAUAAAUAAUUUCACAAGUUUUCAGUCUGGUGUUGAUUUUUCCUUAUUGAUAAUUAAUUGAUUAACCAGAGAUUUGUCAUUUUGCAUUAAAAAAAAAUACUAUGCCUCAGAGCAGAGUCCAGUUCCAGCUAAAGUAAACCAAUGCCCUUGGACAGCCUUUUCAAAAAAGAAAAAAAGUUUUCAAAGAUUUAAGCAAGUGUUAUAUGUAGCCCAUUUCAUUUGAUGAUUGAUUUAAAUGUUCUGCCCUCUGAUAUUUUUAAUGCUGUGGCCAUGGGCCUGAACUGUUGUUGCUCAUAUAACUAAACAGGAUACAAAGUUCUCGCUGUUUCUUUAUUCACAAUCGAGUACUUACUGUUGAGCUUGAAGCUUUUUACUUACCCUCAGAACAAGCAUUUUUCUAUUUAACUACUUGUGGUUAUGUUGAUGUGAACAUUGAUAUUUCCAUAAUGUCCUGAGUGCCAUUUAACCCACAGUGUGAUCAUUCAGUUUGCCGAUGUUUCAUGUGGCAUUGGUGGUGUAACUUUUCAAUCACAAAUAUAUCACUUUGUUUUCAGCACCGACAACUACGUUAAAGCUGUUUACCCUUAGUAUUCUGCUGCCUGCCUGCAAUGAAAACUCGAGUGUUGCCUUUUCAGUUGCGAUGUGCUUUUAUUUUGUGACUAACUCCAAAGACUGUAAUAGUAUUUGCACUACUGUUCAAACUACUGUGUCAGUGUUUAACUGUACGUUUCAAACGUGCACUGUUUGAGUUCAAGUGUAUGAUUAUUUACUUUUUAGGAAGCAUACUUUUAUGUAGUGAAUUGUGCAAAGUAAAAACUUGAAUGUAAACUCGA